AUAUUGGAUCUGGCAUUGUACUGUUGAACUCAGUUGUAACACAUGGGCUCGUUUUUCAGUUCUUGUGGUUACUUGGAAUUACUUAUCUAAAUGUUACAUGGUUUUAAACGUAUCCUCAAAGUCUGUUGUUGUAAAAAGACACUUGGAAGUAUACGGGCUACCGCUGCAACUAUGUACUUCCGAAACGCGUUUGCUACGAGUUCGCGUUAUUCGUGCCCUGGAUCUUAUGAAAAAGGAUAUAUUUGGUGCAAGUGAUCCAUACUGCAAGCUGUGUGUAUAUAAAACUCAGCGGUCAACAUUACCUGUCUGUACACCAGUGCCAACAAGAACCGUUAAGCGUUCUUUAAAUCCUAUUUGGAAUGAAGAAUUUAUAUUUAGAGUCAAUCCAUCUGAAAAUCGUUUAGUUUUCGAGUUGUACGAUGAGAACAGAAUUACAAGAGAUGACUUCUUGGGCGUCGUUACUGUAUUUCUGCCUUAUUUGGAAAUUGGUACUGAAGGCUCCGGUUCUCGAAUAAUGGCGAAAAGUUUCUUGUUACGUCCUCGAAGCUCUCGGUCCCGUGUUCGAGGCAAUCUGCACUUGUAUUUGGCCUACUUACCGAGCCAUUUAAAUCCACGAAUAUCAUCUCUCCGUGAAAUUCCUGCUAUUGUUGAAUUGUCAUCUGAUCAAAGGCAUAGUGAAGGUCACAUCUCGCCUAAUCAAGUUUCUUCACAUCGUUCUAGUUUACAAACACAGUCUUCCCACAGUCCUGGUAUUUCUACAGCAUCUGGUACUGCAGAAAAUGGUACUGACAGUUGUGUACUUGUUAGAAAUACACCUAUAGAAAUGGAUGCUGAAAGUGUUACUGAAAGUGUUGUUGGACCAAUGCUAUCCACAUCAUUAGAUGAAAGUUCUUCAGUAGAAAUGGUAUCAGAUCCUCUACCUCCAGGUUGGGAUGAAAGAGUGGAUCAGAAUGGACGUACAUAUUAUGUGGAUCAUGUGAAUAAACGUACACAAUGGGAUAGACCUUCAUUUCGAUUACCACAAGGCUGGGAGCAACGAACUGAUGCCAACGGUCGAGUUUAUUAUGUGGAUCAUAUAAAUCAUAGAACUACAUGGUAUCAUCCUUUGUCUGAGGGAUCUCGGCUACAAGCAUCGCCUCCACAUUCAUCUACCAGUCCAGAUACAUUUAACGAUGGUGAUGAACCACCUGCUGAAGGAGAAGUAGCUAACGGAGAUGGUGAACCUGAACCGGAAUACCAUGCCAAUGCUGAAGCAUCGAAUAGUCCAAGCGAAAAUCAAGAAAAUCAUUCACCUGACCCUGAAGCUGAACCAUCUCCAACGCAUACAAAAGUAACCGAUUCAAGAUCUCAAGUACACAGUAAUAGUGGAUCAAUGCGAAAUAAUAAUCCUCGUCAAACACGACGUAGUUUAACUAUAGCUGAAAGAAUACGUGCAAGAAAUGGAAUAAAUCAAACAGCAGCAGCAGCUCGUUGUUUAGCGAAUCGUCAAAAUGUCAUAGAUGAAGUACGCGCUGCACAGACUAUGUAUAUGAGGCGGAGACAAGUUAGCCAUGAAGAUACUGUAUCCCGUGUCCCUAUAAAUCUAGAUGCUUCUUCCGCCAAUGCCCCAAAUUCUGAACCGAUUCCGCCAAUAUCUUCAAAUUCUGCUGAAAGUGAUAAUCAACAGACGACAACAAUAGACUCAUCGUCUAGUUCAGCUGGGCAGACUACCACAUCAACAGCUGGUGGUGGUGGUGAGUCGAAUCAACAAGAAGGAGAUAGUACAGAUGGUGGAAAUAGACGAAUUGGGGAAAUUGUUUUAGGACUGAAUAUUGCACCAGGCGAGGAACCGUUGCCACAAGGUUGGGAGUUGGCAAGAACAGCUAGUGGUCGUAAAUUUUUCAUCAAUCAUAAUGAACAUACUACCACUUGGGAUGAUCCUAGAAUUACUCGAUCAAAUAAUCAACUGAUUAAUGGUUCCCUAUUGACACAUGAAGCUCAACGGCAUUUAAUGAAAGAUUUGGGUCCACUACCGCCUGGUUGGGAGGAACGUGUACAUAGUAAUGGUCGCAUCUUUUACAUUAACCACAAUGCCCGGACUACACAAUGGGAAGAUCCACGGUUAGAACGACUGGGUGGUCCAGCUGUCCCAUAUUCAAGAAAUUAUAAACAAAAAUAUGAUUACUUUCGAUCAAGACUUAAAGCACCACGUGAUCCACAAGCGAAAUUUGAACUGCGUGUCACUCGUGCGGGUAUUUUUGAAGAUUCAUUUCGACUUAUUUAUGGGAUUAAAAGACCAGAAGUUCUUAUGCAUAGAUUAUGGAUUGAGUUUAUCGGUGAGAAAGGCUUAGACUAUGGUGGUGUACAGAGAGAAUGGUUUUUCUUAUUAUCACGUGAAAUGUUCAAUCCUUAUUAUGGUCUAUUCGAGUAUUCAGCUGCAGAUAAUUAUACCCUCCAGAUCAAUCCACUCUCGGGUGUAGCUAAUGAAGAACACUUAAAAUAUUUUAAAUUUAUUGGUCGUGUUGUCGGUAUGGCAGUAUAUCAUGGUAAACUGGUGGAUGGAUUUUUCAUUCGACCUUUUUAUAAAAUGAUGCUUGGUAAGACAAUAUCACUGAAAGAUAUGGAAGCUGUUGACUCCGAGUACUAUCGAAGUCUGAAGUAUAUUCUGAAAGAAGAUCCUGCAUCUCUAGAUUUAUCAAUGUCAGUUGAAGAAGAGCAUUUUGGUGAGACUGUUGAAGUGGAUCUUGUUAAAGACGGUAGAAAUAUUCGUGUGACAAAUAGUAAUAAAACACAGUAUAUAGAACGCAUCAUCAAUUGGCGGUUUGUAUCACGUGUAGAAAAACAAAUGUGCGCAUUUCUUGAAGGUUUCAGUGAUUUGAUACCUUUAGAAGCAUUGCAGAUAUUUGAUGCUAAUGAAUUAGAAUUAUUAAUGUGUGGUCUACAAGAUAUCAGUGUAACCGACUGGAAAGCUAACACUCUGUAUAAAGGCGAAUAUCAUGCAAAUCAUCCUGUGAUUGUGAAUUUAUGGAAGGCUAUUUACACAUUCACCAAUGAAUUAAGAAGUCGACUAUUACAAUUUGUCACUGGAACAUCACGUGUACCAAUGAAUGGUUUCGCUGAACUAUGGGGUUCAAGUGGACCGCAAAAAUUCACUGUUGAAUGUUGGGGCUCUGUAGAUCAACUGCCUCGUGCGCAUACAUGUUUCAAUCGUUUGGAUCUACCGCCUUAUACAACUUUUGAAGAACUCCGCUGUAAACUCAUCAUUGCUAUAGAGAAUGCCGAAGGAUUUGAAGGUGUCGAUUGAUUGAUAAUGGAUGACAAUGAUUUUUCCUAAUUAUUCAUAUUGAAUUAAAUUAUACUUACUUACCCAUCAGGCAUACACAUUUGACAUUAACACAUACACACAAAUAUAUAUAAAUAUAUAUAUAUAUACAUAUAUAUACAUGCAUUCAUUCACAACGAGAACAGACAGGGAAAAUAUAUAUAUACAACGUUUUAAUUAUCCUUACACAUCUUCUCUAUUGUGAUGUAGAAAUUGUCUGUGUGAAACAGACGAUAAUUGUACCAGGACUUCUUGCAAAUUAUGCCAUAUAUAUAUAUAGAGAGAGACAGAGCUUCACAGUUUCCUUGAACAUUUAAUGAAUACAAUCGUCUCUCUCUCAGUUUUCUGUUGUUGCCACUGUUGUUGUGAUGUAAGCAGUUUGUGGUUGUGGGGCACGAAUGAAUGCUGAUUUCCUAUUUAUUCUAUAUUUAUUUUACAUAAUGAUAUUUUUUUGUAGGUAUUACAAGAUUCUGUGUAACAUAUAUUAUUCACAAUCAUUUAUUACCAUUACUGUAACUGUUAUUAUUACUAUUACUAUCACUAUAUAUACAGAUAUACAUCUUUGUGGGGUUGGCUAUACAGAAGUGCGUGUUUGUGUCAGAACUUCUGAUGAAUUUGUAUUUGUACGUGUCUGUGUGUGUGUGUGUGUCGUUUCAUUUCCCGUAUCUCUCUUACUUCAAACAUUGUGUGAAUAAGGUGCCUCAGUUCUGUUUAAUUUUUGGGGGAAGAAAUCAAAACGUACAUCAAUAAUUUUAUUUAUUUGUAGACGCUACUACUAAUACUAUAUUCCCACUUAAAUGUGUCGCGAAUGCACACAGACACACAUACACACUCCCUCUCAGGCUGGCAUCAAGCCACAUACUUCUAACAUAAACGAUCAGAAAAUGUAAAACGUUAUUUUAGGAUUUUUUUGUUGUUAAUUCGUUUAUAUUUUGUCAUCACUGUGAGGUUAUAUAUGCACAUAUUUCACAUAACCUGAACUUUGUGUGUGUGUGCGUGGGUGUAAACUAUUUUAACCAAUCAGAGAUAGUCGUGCUGUGUCUCCUUUUAUUUUGUUUCGUCGAUUUGUUUAAAUUACACCAUAUUUUGAAAAGGCGGGAAAUAUAAACGAAGCUGUCUGCCAUAAUAACAAUGAUGGCAGUAGUAGUAGUGCUAGUGCUAGUUUGUUAAUUGUAUUUAUUUGUGUAUAUUUUUUUGCUUUAUUUUCGUGAAAAGACAUUCAAUACACUUAUUAUCUUAUUAAUUAUUAGUUAGAAACCAAAACAAACCAUUUUCCCCGUGAACACUUGCUCAUUUGGCGCACAGUUUAUCUUUCUCCUCUAUGUGUGUUGUUGAUUUAGUGUUGUUGUCUUCUGUCGAUCAAACACGCAGAUACUGUCUCUCUUCCGCUCUUCUCAUUUAAGUGCGGAUUCGUGGGUGUGUGUGUAAUUGUCCCUUCAUCUUUCUGUUAAACAUAUUAUUUAUAUUCUACUAUUGUAUAUGCUUUUAUUAGGAGGGUAAAGGGUAAAUGGCUUAAUUUUUUUAAAAAUUAUCUUGCAUACUCGAUUGAUUUGAAUUUAUCAUCUCGCUUAUUAUUAUUAAUUAUUAUUAUUUAUUGGUGUGAGUACAUUACAAAAUCUCACCAAUUUUAUGAAAUACAAGACAUAAAUUACAAUACACAAUUAAAUUGUGUACCUCUCUAAUCUCCCCGAACAGCCUCGUUCAUCUUUUUUGUUUUUUUCGUUGUUUAUUUGGUUUAUUUUGCAUUUUGAUUUCUUUUUU
Messenger RNA from Trichobilharzia szidati, 5062 nucleotides. NCBI's taxonomy places the organism in Eukaryota, Metazoa, Platyhelminthes, Trematoda, Strigeidida, Schistosomatidae. The record is from the annotation of a GenBank genome assembly.